Scutellospora calospora is the source of this 2208-nucleotide messenger RNA. NCBI's taxonomy places the organism in Eukaryota, Fungi, Glomeromycota, Glomeromycetes, Diversisporales, Gigasporaceae. The record is from the annotation of a GenBank genome assembly.
AUGUCGUCCUCUACUCCUAAACCUGGUCUAAGAUUCCAUAAACGUACUCCUACAGGCCUAACGAAGAGUGAACGAGCAAGUUGUGAUCGAGAAAUUUUGAAAUUAUGGGAGAAAUUUGCCGUUGAAGAUAACCAAGACAAGGAAACUUUUCAAAAGUCGUUUGUUCGUCACGUGACUACAACACUCGCCAGAUCUGUAUAUAAUAUCGAUGACUUUAGUGCAUAUCAUGCUACAGCUAACACUGUUCGCGAUUCAUUAAUAAAACGAUGGAAUGACACCCAGCAGGGUGUCAAGGAUUUUGGUUUCAGAAUGGAAGAUCUCCUUGAUCAAGAAGUUGAUGCUGCUCUUGGUAAUGGAGGUCUCGGUCGUCUUGCCGCUUGCUAUAUGGAUUCUAUUGCUUCAUUGGAUUAUCCUGCUUGGGGAUACGGUCUCAGAUAUACCUAUGGUAUCUUUCAACAAAGAUUAAUAGAUGGUUAUCAAGUUGAAUUCCCUGAUUACUGGCUAAAUUUUGUUAAUCCAUGGGAAUUACCUCGUCUUGAUAUCGUUGUUGAUAUCCAAUUUGGUGGAUCGGUCACUAAAUAUACUGAUGAGGAAGGAUAUGGUACAAGAAAUUGCAUUAAUAUCCGUCUAUGGAGUAGUAAGCCAAAGCGUCGAUUUGAUCUUAAACGGUUUAACGAAGGUGAAUACGAACAGGCCGUUCAAGAGCAAAUGCAAGCAGAAAAUAUCACUUCAGUUCUAUACCCAAAUGACAACCAUAUGGUUGGUAAAGAAUUGCGUCUCAAACAACAAUACUUUUGGGUCGCUGCUAGUCUAUACGACAUUGUUCGUCGUUUCAAAAAGUCUGAAAAGCCAUGGAGUAGAUUUCCUGAUCAGGUCGCUAUCCAAUUAAAUGAUACACAUCCAACUCUUGCAAUUGUCGAAUUACAAAGAAUUUUGGUUGAUAUCGAAGGUCUUGGCUGGGAUGAUGCUUGGGACAUCGUUACUCGCACAUUUUCAUUCACAAAUCACACAAUCCUUCCUGAAGCAAUGGAAAAAUGGCCUGUCCCAAUGGUCGAAUAUUUAUUGCCAAGGCAUAUGCAAAUUAUUUUCGAUAUCAAUCUGAGGGACCUUCUGGCAAAAUUAUCUAUAAUUGAAGAAUCGACACCACAAUUCGUAAGAAUGGCGCAUCUUGCCAUAGUUGGUUCACAUUAUGUAAAUGGUGUUGCUGAAUUGCAUUCAAACUUGAUCAAAACAACUAAACUGGAUUUGUUGAAAAAUCUUGAAUCGUUUGCUGAUGACAAAGAGUUCAAAAAAAAAUGGAUGGUCGUUAAACGUUCUAACAAGGUUCGAUUAGCCAAUUACAUCGAGACGCAUACCGGGGUUGUAAUUAACCCCAAUGCCCUGUUUGACAUUCAAGUAAAGAGAAUUCAUGAAUAUAAAAGACAAUUCAUGAAUAUAUUGAGUGUUAUUCAUCGAUAUAAUUGUUUAAAGAAGAUGUCAUCAAAAGAGAGAUCUGAAGUUGUUAGUCGUGCUGUCAUCUUUGGUGGAAAAGCAGCUCCAGGUUAUUAUAUUGCAAAGUUGGUCAUUAAACUGAUAAAUAGUGUUGCAGAAGUCGUUAACAAAGACAGGUCUAUUGAGGAUACUUUAAAGGUUGUUUUCAUUCCUGAUUAUAAUGUAUCUGUUGCCGAGAUUAUUAUUCCAGCGUCAGACAUUUCACAACAUAUCUCAACAGCCGGUACUGAAGCUUCUGGUACUAGUAAUAUGAAAUUUGUUUUGAACGGUGGUUUGAUUCUUGGAACUGUUGAUGGUGCAAAUAUUGAAAUUCUCGAAGAAAUUGGUGAAGAUAACAUCUUCAUGUUUGGAAAUUUAGCUAGUCAAGUCGAAGACUUGAGGCACGCUCAUAGGUAUCGCAAUGUACCAAUGGAUCCUGCACUACAAGAGGUCAUUAAUGAUAUAGAAUCUGGUCAUUAUGGCGAUUCACGCAUAUUUGCACCUCUAAUUAGCACUUUAACUGCCGGCAAAGAUUACUAUUUAAUAUCGGAUGAUUUCGGUUCAUAUCUUAGUGCACAAGGCUUAGCUGAUGAAGCAUACAAAAAUCAAGAUGAUUGGACGAGAAAGAGUAUUAUAUGUUCUGCCCGUAUGGGUAAAUUCUCAUCUGAUCGUGCUAUUCAAGAGUACGCUGAAAGAAUUUGGAAUGCCAAGCCUGUCCCACUUGAAACUUCAAAAUAA